Messenger RNA from Talaromyces stipitatus ATCC 10500, 1883 nucleotides. Its product is annotated as SAP domain protein. NCBI's taxonomy places the organism in Eukaryota, Fungi, Ascomycota, Eurotiomycetes, Eurotiales, Trichocomaceae. The coding region runs from base 108 to 1883 and encodes 591 amino acids. The transcript has 2 exons. The record is from RefSeq and is a predicted model, not a curated record.
AACCUACAACCCUUCAACGUGUCAUCAAAGAACAAGCCCUGGUCGUCGAACCAAUGAUUAGUUCCGCGAUUAAGGCAAAAUAGUUCCCAUCAAUAACGACCGUUACCAUGUCCGACUACAGCAAAUGGAAGGUCACAGAGCUAAAAGCGGAGCUCAAGAAUCGCGGUGUCCCGCAGACUGGGCUACGGCUUAAGCAGGACUUCAUUGACAAGAUAACUGAAUUAGAUUCACAAUCUUGUGAACAACCUCCCGCUCAAGAUGCGUCAAAACUCACCUCCGCUGGGGAAGAGGAUAAUCAAGAGGAGAGUAAAGAGGAAGAACAAGAGGAACUGAAAAUAGCAGAGCCAGUGCCGCCCCAGCAACAAUUGGGCAACGGGUCGCUUUCGACAGAAGGCGCACCGAAAUCGCAGAAAGUAAACGCGGAAAAAGAUGGGACCAUCGCUGAAACCCCUCAGCCGACGACCGAUGAGUCGAAAGAUACCGAAAAAGAAACUGCGCAAGAUGAAACGAUCCAACAACUCACUCUUGACCAACCAUCCGAGGAAGCGAAAGGAGCAGAACAAACCGAGACAGUCGCAGAAAUUCAUAAAAUAGAUACUAGCGAACCAGUUGCUCCAGCACUGCCCGAAGAACCACCUACUGAAGAAAACUCUGUAACGGAACAGUCAACUCCUGCAGAAAUAUCUACAAAAAAUGAAGGCGUGGACUCUGGCAUCGAAUACCUCCGCAAACGCAAACGACGGAGUCAGAGCCCUCCUCCCAACGUCGAAGUCGUGAAGAAGUCCAAGAUUGAUAACGAGAAUCCGCGAGUUAUUCUUAAAGAAGAUGUGCCACCUCAAGAAGUCGCGCCCGGAGGUGCUCGGCAAGAUCCCCGAUUUAGAGAUCUCUUACCCAUCACGAAACCGUCACAACCUGUACAACCAGAACAGGACCUACAAGAUGAUGAUCGCCAAGUUGAACCAGCACUUCAUCCCGCUACAUCUACUAUCUACAUUCGAAAUCUCAUGAGACCUUUACAACCAUCAAGCCUAAAGAGUCAUCUCCAGUUACUCGCUACUCCAACCGGUAAAGAGCCUGACGGGGAGUCGCUAGUCGAUUUCUUUUUAGACUCUAUCAAAACUCAUUGCUUUGCGCUCUUCGAUAGUGUCUCCACAGCAUCAAGGGUGAGGUCUAAGCUACAUGGUGCCGUCUGGCCUAAUGAACGCGACCGUAAACCACUCUGGGUUGACUUUGUCCCCGAUGAAAAGUUUGACGAGUGGAUAAAAACAGAACAGGAUGCGUCAACUGGUCGGGGGAGUCAGCGCUGGGAGGUUAUCUACGUCUACACGGAGAAUGGUGUGCAGGUUAGUCUUCAAGAGGUCCGUAAUGGCGCUAGACCAGGCCACACACCGACAGCGCCUGCGCACCGUUACAGUCCGGAUGCCGAAUCGCGACGACAAAGCCAACCUUCAGGAACCCCGCUUCAACAACAGCAAAGCGGUGGUAAAGGGUUCAAGGCACUCGAUGAUCGGUUUCGGUCUACAAUAACGAAGCCGAAGCUAUACUAUCUUCCUGUAUCGCGCGACAUUGCCGACAAACGUCUAGCGCGAUUUGGCACGUUGAUGCGGAAAGACUCCGGACGUUAUGGUCAUGGAGAUGAUGACAUGCGUCGCAUCACAUUUGAGGAUACAGAUUUAUUUGUCGAUGGUGGACCGGAGUAUCGAGGUGGCCGAAAUCGGGGUGGUGGUCGACGUGGUGGUCGAGGACCCUGGCGUGGACGGCCUCUACAAAAGUUUUACUAUCCUCAUGGGAAAGGUGUUUGCUUCGGUUAUGUUAUCAGGAAUGUUCUCAUAUCAUGGACGGAGCUCGGUUUCCCUUUUGACAUAUCGUGGAGGGGUGGGUAA